CCGUCAUCGCCAUUCCCUCUUCCAUUUCAUUUUCAACCACUGCUUCUCCCAUUCUCCUCUUCCGCCAUGGCCAUGGACCUCUCUCCCUCCUCAGCCCUUUUCUCUUCUCUUCUCGCCGGAAACCCCCAUCUCCGUCCCAUCCGCCCCCUUCCUCUCAGAAUCGCCAUACCCACAUCCUCCUCCACUCGCACCCUCCACUCCUGGCAUCGUCAUUUUGCUGUUUCAUUGCCAAGAGCAGCAGCCUCUGAUGAUUCAAAUGGAUCUAGUUCAUUCUUUACUGAAGAGCGGGAUAGUGUGACGGUCUUGGAAGAUUCUCCUUCUGUUUCUUCAGUCGCUCUGGAAGAUUCUCCUGCUGAGAAGCUCCCAUCGGAAGUACCUAAAGAAGAACCAGUUGAGGAUGUGCCGGUGGUAACCCUUGAGGAUUCUUCUCCUGCUGGGAAGGUCGAAACUGUGGCAUCCGAAGAACCUAAAGAAGAAGCAGUUGAGGGUGCGCAAGAACAGGGGUUUGAAUUAUUGAAUGAUUUUAAACUGGAGUCUGUUGAUACAUACAGUCUUAUCCUAUAUGGUGCUGGUGCUUUCUUUGGCAUUUGGUUGGUUUCCGCCGUUAUUGGUGCUGUUGAUUCUAUCCCAUUGGUACCAAAGUUGUUGGAAGUAGUGGGGCUUGGUUACAGUGUGUGGUUCACUGCUCGCUAUUUGUUAUUCAAGGAAAGUAGAGAUGAAUUGGCUGCCAAGAUUGAUGAGGUAAAGGAGCAAGUUCUUGGUUCAGAUUGAUGACGACCAAUAUGGUCUGAAAUAUUUCUCCACCAUACAUAGGUAGGUAGUUAGAUAAGAUAGCUGGAUGUGCUGAUGAGCAUAUAUUUAUAUAGUUGAUGAUUACAUUCUCUCUCUAAACUAUUACAUUGAUUGAAUAUUAUUCAUUUAAUAUAGGAAUAAUGAAAAUCUUUUCAUUCUACUA
Benincasa hispida (wax gourd) is the source of this 955-nucleotide messenger RNA. RefSeq lists its product as uncharacterized. The record is from RefSeq and is a predicted model, not a curated record. Gene Ontology annotation, cellular component: thylakoid; chloroplast thylakoid membrane. NCBI's taxonomy places the organism in Eukaryota, Viridiplantae, Streptophyta, Magnoliopsida, Cucurbitales, Cucurbitaceae.